Ictalurus punctatus (channel catfish) is the source of this 6589-nucleotide messenger RNA. It is a transcript of the gene shank3b, whose product is annotated as SH3 and multiple ankyrin repeat domains 3b. The transcript is spliced from 23 exons. Lineage: Eukaryota; Metazoa; Chordata; Actinopteri; Siluriformes; Ictaluridae. Bases 406 to 5343 code for a protein of 1645 amino acids. The record is from RefSeq and is a predicted model, not a curated record. Gene Ontology annotation, cellular component: postsynaptic membrane; dendritic spine; postsynaptic density. Gene Ontology annotation, molecular function: synaptic receptor adaptor activity; ionotropic glutamate receptor binding.
CACUUCAAGCGAGUGAUCCGCGUGUCCGUGGCGCGCGGUGCGUCUGCGUCUGCGUCUGCUUCUCAUCUCCAGCUCUGGCCCUUUUAGAAGAAGAAGAAGAAGAAGAAGAAGAAGAGGAAGAGGAGGAAGAAGAAGAAGAAGAAGAAGACGAGAAAAAAAGAGCAGCAGGCAAAGUUUCCCGCCGAUCCAUUUUUCUGGUUGCCAUAGCGAUGCGCGAGGACUUGGAGAGGUGCGGCGGUAUUGGGAUGCAGCGACAGCACUUUGCUCGCAAUGUGCAUUCACACGCCGCCAGCGAUGGAGCUUCUCCGAGACUGCGUUCGGAGCGAGCGACGAGGGUUGUGAGGCCAGCGUAUUGAGCAGCGCACACCCACCCACCCCCCACACCCUCACACACAUUGCCAGAGCAUGCCUAUGAGUCCACCUGCCGACGGCAAACAUGAGGCUCCCGACAGGCCGCGGCAACAGCACGCCCCUACCAACGGAAACCACGGAGACGACAGCAUUCGUGGCUCUCCGGGGUCUAUGGGCGGCUCCAACGAUUCCAUGGAAGAUCUCCACGGAAGCGCCGUCAUUAUCCGCAUCGGAAUCCCUGACCUUCAGCAAACAAAGUGUCUGCGCUUGGACUUGGAGGCUCCGGUGUGGGUGUGUAAGCAGCGGGUUUUGGUUACUCUGACGCAGAGUUUGACAGACGUGCUGAACUAUGGCCUCUACCUCCCGGCCUUUAACGGCCGAGCCGGCAAGUUCCUGGAUGAAGAGAGACUGCUCAGGGAGUAUCCUCUCCCUACUGUCACACCUGUACCUUACCUAGAGUUUCGCUACAAGAGACGUGUUUACACUCAGAGCCAUGUGGAUGACAAGCAAUUAGCCAAACUUCACACUAAGGCCAAUCUGAAGAAGUUUAUGGAGUAUGUUCAGCAGAGGAGUGUGGAGAAAGUGUGCAGGAUCCUGGAGAAAGGGCUAGACCCCAACUUCCAUGAUGUAGAAACUGGAGAGUCGCCCCUUACCCUGGCAGCACAGUUGGACUCAAGUGCUGAUCUGAUUAAAGUUCUGAGGAGUGGAGGAGCUCACCUGGACUUCAGAACCAGGGAUGGCAUCACUGCACUUCACAAAGCCGUGCAGACGCACAACCACAUAGCUCUAACUACCAUGUUGGAUCUAGGAGCAUCUCCGGACUAUAAAGAUAGCCGUGGGCUCACUCCUCUGUACCACAGCGCUAUGAUAGGGGGCGACCCGUACUGCUGUGAACUGCUGCUGUAUGAUCACGCUCAGCUCGGCUACAGCGAUGAAAAUGGCUGGCAGGAGAUCCACCAGGCUUGUCGACACGGAAAUGUGCAGCACCUCGAGCACCUGUUGUUCUACGGAGCUGAGAUGAGUGCGCAGAAUGCCUCAGGAAACACAGCGCUGCACCUGUGUGCGCUCUACAACCAGGACGGCUGUGCCCGAGUGUUGCUAUUUCGAGGAGCAAAUAAAGACAUCAAGAAUUACAACAACCAGACAGCAUUCCAGGUGGCCAUCAUCGCAGGGAACUUUGACCUGGCUGAGAUCAUCAAGAUCCAUAAAACCUCAGACGUAGACUGUCUCUCUGUUGCAGUGCCUUUCAGGGAGAGCCCCUCAUACUCGACUCGGCGCCGUGGGGUGUGUAUGUCACCACGCCGCUCCCUGAUGCGUUCGGCCAGCGAUAACGCACUGGACGAGAGUCUGCCCGCACCCUCGCCAGCCCCUUCACUACACAGCCUGCCCCCGCUGGAGCCUGAUAACACCGUCCCGAGCCCACAUAGCCCACAGGGGGGACACACACGCAGCCUCAGGAGACACACCCGUGGCCAUCUCAGCCCUGGCAGUCCUGUACAGAGGGAUCCCAGUCCCCCUGCUGUAUCGCGAGGGCCAAAGCGGAGGCUCUACAGCGCGGUGCCUGGCCGUACCUUCAUCGCUGUCAGCUCACACACUCCGCAGGGUGAGGGUGAGAUCACACUCAACCGCGGGGAGAGGGUCAAAGUGCUGAGCAUAGGUGAAGGAGGAUUCUGGGAAGGCUCCGUUAAAGGACGAACCGGUUGGUUUCCUGCGCACUGCGUAGAGGAGGUUCAGCUGAGACAGUAUGACCCACGACUAGAAACAAGAGAAGAUCGCACCAAGAGGCUUUUUAGGCAUUACACUGUUGGCUCCUAUGAUAAUUUUACCUCCUACAGUGAUUAUGUAAUUGAAGAGAAAACUGCCACGCUGCAGAAGCGAGACAGUGAGGGAUUUGGCUUUGUUCUUCGAGGGGCAAAAGCUGAAACUCCAAUUGAAGAAUUCACUCCGACUCCUGCGUUUCCUGCGUUGCAAUAUCUGGAGUCAGUGGAUCUGGAUGGGGUGGCGUGGAGGGCAGGGCUACGAACUGGGGACUUCCUGAUCGAGGUGAACGGGGUCAGCGUGGUAAAAGUGGGCCAUCGGCAAGUGGUCUCUCUGAUUCGGCAAGGUGGGAGUCGUCUUCUUAUGAAAGUGGUGUCAGUGACGCGGAAACCUGACACCGGAGAUGUUGUUCGCAAAAAGGCUCCUCCACCACCCAAGAGAGACCCCAGCACAAGCCUAACCCUGCGCUCCAAAAGCAUGACCGCAGAGCUAGAAGAGAUGGAGAAGUUGGAUGAGAUGCUGAGUUCUCCAAAAGAGCCCGUUGUGGUGAUGAGGCAACGGCCUUCAGACCCAGACUCCAGAGCAGCCACUGUGAAACAGAGACCAACCAGCCGACGCAUCACACAGGCUGAGAUUAGUUCUCUGUUGGAGAGGCAAGGGAUGCAAAUAGUUCCUGGAGUGUCUCUUGGGGUGGAUAAAAGUCACAUACAACUGCAUGGGAUGACCAGAACCAAAUCAUUUGGUGCACCAGAAGAUGAAAGAAUAUCUGCUUUAAUUGGGGAGCAUCGCUUUCCAAGAAGCUCCUCAAUGACUGACAGCUUCCGACAAGACAGUAUCCCACCCCCUCCACAAACUGCACCUCCUCCCCCUCCUACACCAUACUUCUUGGAAUCAGGUCCUCCCCCAUCUUUCUUGCCUCCUCCGCCCCCAACACGUGCAGCCAAUCAAACCCGUUCAAGCUUCCGGCCAGGUGCAGAACCCAAGCUUCACGGUCCUGUCACAACGGACCGCCAGAGAAAGGCUCGUUCUAUGAUUAUCCUUCAGGACACCGCCCACCUUCCAGUAGAGCCCGCCCCCAUUCCCAGGCCAGCAACACCUACCUCUGGGGCAGCUCCUCCUGAGCGUGGUCGUAGGCGUGGUCAGCCUGUGGAGAACCCAUAUGCCAACGUGGGCCGCUUGAGUGCAGUCUAUACCCCUACCAAGCCCCAGCGCAGGAAGAGUCCACUGGUCAAACAAGGCCAGGUUGAGGAGGGCACAGCUGCCCAGGCUGGUAGGGAUCCCUCUCCCUUAGGAGGAACUCGGAUUCCACACAGCAGCCGAGCAGAGCAGUUCCAGCAGCAGGUGCUCUCUGAGAGGGCUAGGAUUACACCUCCAGGAGCUCGUCGCAGGACCAGUGUGUUCCUUUCUGUUGAGGGAAGUACCACCGAACCUCAAACCACCCCUUUACUAUCCCAGUCACAUUCAGUGGAUGAGCUGGCUGAGCUGCCACCUCCAGCACCCAUGCUUUCUCCUGGUCUGCCACCAGGGGGUUCCACAUUUAUACAUCCACUUACUGGGCGUCCUUUGGACCCCUCCUCUCCAUUAGCACUUGCUUUAGCUGCAAGAGAGCGUGCACUCAGUGGCCGUACUACACCCACUCCCACACCCACUCCCUCACCAUCACCCACUCAGGGCAGAGCAGUGGAGAGACCAGAGACAGAGGGAGGAGUCACACCACCUGCUGCUCUUGAGGCCUCACCUUCUGAUUCCUGGAGGGAAGAGCAUGUCAGCAUCACGACAGAAACUGCUAGUCAGGUAACAAAUGGCAGCCCUGUAUCUGGGCGAAGUUUGGAGGAGUCCAUGGUGCCACCAACUGUGCAGAUCGUCCAACCAGCAUUGAUUGACACAGAGCACAGCCAACCAGUAGUUCCACCUUCCAUGCCUUCACCUGCCCCAACCCUCUCAAACCUGGCAGGGCGGAGCAUGACCAUGAGUUCAGAGGAGGAAGCAGAGCCCUACACAGUCACCUUGCCCCCUGCGCUUCUCUCAUCUAGUGAUGAAGAAACCAGGGAGGAGCUCCGCAAGAUUGGCAUAGUCCCACCUCCUCAACCCUUUGCCAAUGGCCUUCUAAUAAAGGAAACGCCCAAAGUUACUAUCAACAUUUCUCCAGGGGCAUCUCCAAGGCCUUCUAUAGCAAAGAUCUCCGGCAAAGCAAGUGACUCCACGGCAGACUCAGGCGUUGAGGACCCCCACAUGGAGACCACUAGUACUGUUUCCACAGUCUCCAGCAUGUCCACUUUGUCAUCAGAGAGCACAGACUCUGCCCACGCCAGCAAGCCACGUUGCGGGGUGGGCCGCGGCCGCCCCGCCCAUCUCAGGGACCCACUGCUUAAACAGUCGUCAGACAGUGAGCUGCUUCCACACCCAGCCAGCACAGGCCCCGUCCGCCCACGCUAUCUGUUCCAAAGACGCUCUAAACUCUGGGGAGAGGAGCCCAGGGCUCAAGUGGGCAUAGGUGAUGAUAGCAGGCCUGCUGCAAUGGGGGCAGAGUUGCUAAGUAAAGAUACGCAUUCUCUAGGGGAGGAGCCACCAAUGGGAGCACUUGACCCUGGCAGAAGGUCACCAGUAGGUGGCGCCAGAUGUGAGGAGAAUGGAGAAGAGAGUAAAUCACUCUUCAGCAGCCUUGGUGAGCUCCACACCAUCUCACAAAGGAACUAUGGCACCACUUUCACCAUCCGCCCAGGCAGCCGCUACCCAGUAACCCGCAGGACACCCAGCCCGGGGGCCACUCCAGAGCGAAGUGAGCCUCUAGGGCCAAUGCGUGCAUUUGGUCCCCACCAUCACCACCAUCACCACCAUACCAUCCUCAAGUCCUCCAGCCUGAGCCUCCCCCAGGAGCCCAAGGAGGUGCGCUUUGUCAUGCGGAGUGCCAGUGCUCGUGCCCGCAGCCGCUCCCCUUCCCCUUCACCCUGUGCCUCCCCCUGCCCCUCACCGGUCCUGGGCACUCCACUUCUGGCCCUGCGGCCCUUCAGACAGCGCCCUCUUGCACUGUGGAGCAAGUAUGAUGUAGGCGAGUGGUUAGAGAGUGUUGGACUAGGGGAGCAUCGUACCCGCUUCAUAGAGCAUGAAAUUGAAGGUGCGCAUCUACCUGCGCUCACCAAGGACGACUUAGCUGAAUUGGGGGUGACACGGGUGGGGCACCGGAUGAACAUUGAGCGUGCACUCAAACAGCUGUUGGAGAGCUCAGGAGCUUAAUAAAUUCUAGAGAAUAGAGUUAAAUAAAGCCCUUGCCAAAUUGUACCACAAUUACUUGCAGGCCAAUAGCCAAACUGGCUAAAUGUUUCCUCAGCCUCGCACAGGCCCUCCCUCAUGACUAAUCCACUUGAUUAAACACAUCCAAGCACAAUCCCAAAGCGUAAGACCUUUACGCUAUUUAGUCACAAUUGGUGUGUAGUCUGUAGACCUGUUGUGCUGUGUUUGAAAAUGAUUUGAUUGAUGGGCCACAUGCCCGAGACAGGAUCCAUCUAGUCAGUGGGCUGGACUGGCAUGGCUGCUUUAUUGCAAAGAGAAGAAGUAAGGCUCUCAGUACUUCACUGUUGGAAGCAAAAAAAAAAAAAACAACACUUAUACCUUUUAAAGCCAAUGCUUCCAAGUGCCCAGGGUUUACAAUUCAUGAUAUUUAUUCAGUCUUUUAGUCCAAAAUGCCUUGCAGGAAACUUAGAAUUUCAUACAACAAUAUACUGGAUGGGGCUUGUAAGUGUACAAGUGACAAUCUCCCCUUAAAGGUGCACUAUGUGGAUACAAAUUCUAAGCAAACUUUUGCUUUUUCAAAUAGGCCAUAAUUAAUAAUAUGAGCUAAUCUUUGUGUGGAUGUUUGAAUUGUUUCCACUAUUACUUAUCAUUUAAUCUGUCUGUGAUUUUUGUAAUACUAUACUCAUGUAUUUGUAGCAUCAAUGAAUUCAUUUGAUAAGGAAAUAAAGGAAUAAAGGCACGGAAUAGCAAAAUGUUCAUGAAGAUGUCGAAGCUAAAAAUGUCAGUGAUCAUCAAUUUUCAGUGAUUUAUGAUGAUGAUCAGUGUAACAAUCCAGCAUAAUGCACCUUUAACCCUGAAACAACAUUUCAUAAUACAAGUGUGGCCUUGAGAUAGUACUGCCGCCAUCUAAAUUUGAUAAAGAAGAGUAUUUUCAGGAAUACAGUCAGUUUUAUAUGUAUAUGAUAUAUAUGGGCAUACAUAUUCAAACAAAAGAAUGUAUGAGUGUUAAAUGAAAUAUGAGUCUUAUGCCCUGUGUGUGUUUAUUUUAUCAUAUUUUAUCUUUGUUUCGUUAAAUAUGAAUUAAUAGCAUAAGCCCAAUCAUAGUUACUAUCUCCCCCAUAGUAUUCCUCGUGAUUUCUUAGAUCGGAAAUAUUUGCAGUAAAGAAAACCUUUCGUAAACUUAGGAAAUGAGUUGAAACACCGCUUAUUAGUUUUUGUCAUUUAUGAAUAAAUGUGAGGUGAGAUUGUA